AUGGGUGUGAUCACUUAUGACCAUGAAAUCACAUCUUCAAUCCCACCAAGCAAGAUGUUCAAGGCCUUCGUUGUUGAUGCUGAUAACCUCGUCCCCAAGGUUUUGCCACAGGCCAUUAAGAAUGUCGAGAUCCUCGAAGGCAAUGGUGGAGUCGGCACCGUCAAGCUGGUCACUUUUGGUGAAGGCAGCCAAUACAAGAGUGUGAAGCACCGUGUUGACGGGAUUGAUGAAGCCAACUACACGUACAACUACAGCAUCAUCGAAGGAGAUGUUCUUGAAGCUGGCGACCUUGAGAAAAUCUCUUACGAUGUCAAAAUCGAAUCUGCGGCCGAUGGAGGGUCUGUAUGCAAAACCAAAAGCACCUACCACACCAAAGGACUUAAGGAAAUUGCUGAAGAGAAGAUCAAGGAAGGAAAAGAAAGGGCACAUGCCAUGUUCAAAGCUAUUGAGGGUUACCUCCAUGCAAAUCCCCAUGCUUACAAUUGA
Molecule: messenger RNA, 486 nt
Organism: Fraxinus pennsylvanica
Lineage: Eukaryota; Viridiplantae; Streptophyta; Magnoliopsida; Lamiales; Oleaceae
Source: the annotation of a GenBank genome assembly